GUAUUGUUUUAAUUGAAACGAAUCUUAGUAAAAGUUUGUGUAAACUGCGGUGGGUGCUUCAGAAAUUGAUUGAAGUGAAGAACGGCGCUGCAGUUUUGUCGCCUUUCCUGGGGGGAAAAAAUCUGAAUAAAUUCAGACAUGGAAGAGUCCAGCGAGACUUAUGGUGUCCAUGAGACGUACCGUUCCAUUUCGUGGGAAGACCACCAGUGUCAGAGCAUGGAGGAGAGAACUGAAUGCCUCCGAAGGAAGAUCAAGUACUACUUCAUGAAUCCGUGUGAGAAAUACCACGCGCGGGGACGGAUCCCUUGGAAACUCAUGCUGCAGAUUGUCAAAAUUGCUAUAAUUACCAUGCAGCUGGUCUUAUUUGGCCUGAGCAAUCAGAUGGUCGUUACAUUCAAGGAAGAAAAUCUGCUGACCUUCAAGCACCUUUUCCUCAAAGAUUAUGUUGACGGAGGCAUGGAAACCUACGCCGUUUACAGACAAGCUGACGUUUAUGAUCACAUCGACUACAUUAUUACUCAGUACGGACUUCUGCACAACAACACUGUUGGGAAUCAUGAAUAUGAGAAAAGUGGCUCUUCCUACAACCCGCUGCUUCUCUGUCAGGACUUCUACAGGAAUGGCAGCAUCUACCCUGGAAGUGAAACCUUUGAAAUUGACGCUCACGUGCAUACGGAAUGCCUUAAAAUCUAUCCAGCCAAUCCCGAACCGCUGCGUGACAUGCCUGAAAACUUUGAACUGCAUUUUAAAAGGCUGCUCCUUGUGAAGAUCACAUUCGCUGUAAUGGCCAUUAAUCUGCAAACUGUGAGAUAUCGAGAGCUGCCUGACUGCUACGACUUCACUGUCAUUAUUACUUUUAACAAUCAAGCUCACAGUGGCAGAAUGACAGUCGACCUGGAAAUGGAUGUGGAAAUCAACGAAUGCAAAGACUGGAAAGUCAUUGGAGCCUCUGCAAGAAAGAUCUACCUGACCGUGAUGUUCGACUGCGUCAUCCUCAUAACCUGCAUCACCUCCUUUGUGCUCUGCACGCGCUCGGUGGUCAAAGGGAUUCUGCUGAUGUUUGAGUACAGCCGUCAUUGCAGAACACACUCUGGUAGAAACGUGCCGUGGUCGGACAAGCUGGAGUUUGUGAACGGCUGGUACAUCCUGAUCAUCGUCAGCGACACGCUGACCAUCAUAGGCUCCAUUCUCAAGAUAGAGAUCGAGUCUAAGGUCUUUACAAGCUACGAUGUGUGCAGCAUCUUCCUCGGCACCGGCACCAUGUUUGUUUGGAUCGGAGUCAUCCGUUACAUGGGUUACUUCAAGAAGUAUAACAUUCUCCUCGUGACGCUCCGAGCAGCUUUUCCAAACGUUAUCCGUUUCAUCUGUUGUGCUGGAAUAAUAUACAUAAGCUACUGUUUUUGUGGCUGGAUCGUGAUUGGCCCGUAUCACGAAAAGUUCCGGACCUUAAACACCGUGUCGGAGUGUUUGUUCUCACUGAUCAACGGAGACGACAUGUUCCCCACGUUCAAAGAGAUGAAGCAGAAGAGCAGCCUGGUGUGGGUUUUCAGCAGAGUCUACCUCUACACCUUCGUGAUGCUCUUCAUCUACAUGAUCCUCAGUCUUUUCAUCACAAUAAUCACCGACACAUACGACACAGUCAAGCAGCAGCAGGAGAACGGAGUCCCAAUAUCAGAGCUGCAGAAAUUCCUCUCCGUGUGUAAAGAUCUGCCAAACUCUGGAGUUUACAGGCUUGAAAAGAACAAGAGCUGCAUCAUUAGCUGCUGCAUCAACAGAUGCAACAAUCGCCAAGAGAGGCUGACAUCAGAGGCGUAGCAUUUUAUACUUUAGGGAUUCCUGGAAUCAAAUUAAUAAACGUGCAAGAAACCUGCUGCGAGAACAAACUGGAGAAAGAUCAACUCUGGUCUGGGGUCAAAAAGGCACACAAACCUGAAAACAUCUUGUAAAUAGAAAAUAUAUAAAAUGUAAUGUUUGUACAGUAACUAUAACUUGAGAAAUUCCUUUGUUGUACACAAAAAAAAACGAAUCAGUGAUGCUGAAAUGUAAAUUGAAUAAUUUUUUAUUUCUCCGUUGUGAGGAGAAAGAAUCGGUAUAAAACCCAUUUUCCCCAUCAUUACACUGGAUAACCUGCAAGUUUGUUACAAUACAUAAAAGUCUUUUAUUUUGUAGUAAUACAGCCUUUGACAGUGAAACUGAAAAUCAUAAAGUGAUGUGCUGUAAAUGGCUCCACUGCCCAGCAGCGUCACACCAAUCUGGCCUCCAGUUUGAGCCGCUGGACCGAUCCGAGGGCAGCGAGGUGGACCAUGCUGUCAAAAACUGAACGCUCACACAAUAUUCUGUCUGUAAAUAAAAAAUAGAUUAUAUUUUGAUUUAGUCUGCGGCGCCUCUAUGGUGUAAUCCUCCAGAGUGAGCGGGACGUUCAGCAGCCAGUCGGACUCGAAAUGAAGGCCACCUAAAAAAAAAGAUACUUCAAAAAAUAAAAUAAAAAAA
Messenger RNA from Poecilia reticulata (guppy), 2490 nucleotides. It is a transcript of the gene mcoln3b, whose product is annotated as mucolipin TRP cation channel 3b. NCBI's taxonomy places the organism in Eukaryota, Metazoa, Chordata, Actinopteri, Cyprinodontiformes, Poeciliidae. The record is from RefSeq and is a predicted model, not a curated record. Gene Ontology annotation, molecular function: NAADP-sensitive calcium-release channel activity. Gene Ontology annotation, cellular component: plasma membrane; lysosomal membrane.